This is a messenger RNA of Microthlaspi erraticum, 1737 nucleotides long. The record is from the annotation of a GenBank genome assembly. NCBI's taxonomy places the organism in Eukaryota, Viridiplantae, Streptophyta, Magnoliopsida, Brassicales, Brassicaceae.
AUGUCGAUGUUUCCGUCAUUCCAAUUGCUAGAGCUCAACAUAAUCUCCGCACAGGAUCUAGCUCCCGUCUCCCGUAAAAUGAAGACUUACGCGGUGGCUUGGGUUCACUCCGAGCGCAAACUCACCACCCGCGUCGACUAUUCCGGCGCCGCGAACCCGACUUGGAACGACAAGUUCGUCUUCCGAGUCAGCGAGGAUUUCCUCUACGCAGAUACUUCCGCCGUCGUCGUCGAAAUCUACGCCUUGCAUUGGUUCCGUGACGUUCACGUCGGGACAGUCCGUGUCCUCAUCAGCAACCUCAUCCCUCCAAAUCGCCGUCCCGGAAUCCGAAGCAACGAGGAGUAUCGCCGUACUCCGCCUCCCGGAAUGCGAUUCGUCGCGCUUCAGGUUCGCCGACCAUCCGGUCGUCCUCAGGGGAUUUUGAACAUCGGCGUUGGGAUUCUCGACGGAUCCAUGCGUAGUAUGCCGCUUUACACGAACAUGGACUCGUCUGCAGUUGGUUACAGAGAUUUGCUUGGGGAAGAUGAUCCGCAUCUGCAGAAUCUGCAUCUCAAUAGCUUCAAAGGCAGCUCGAAGAAUCCGCAAUCUCCGGCUUCGAAACAGUUCCAAUCCGUAGUCUCGAGACCGCCGAUGCUCCGCCGCACGAGAAGCGAUACAAGCUCGAUGGUUGUUUCCGAUCUGUUAAGCAGAGCUGAGCGGAGCCGUUUGGCUAACAGAAAGCCUGUGAGCGCGGUGGCGAGCAGUGUAUCGGAUACUGUGCCUACAACGUCGGGACAUCACACGACGACGACGGAUUCGGAGGAGACGGAUUACGAACCGGAUCCGCCGUACAAAACCCCGCAUAUUCCGGGGCAGAGAUACGAUUCGUACGAGCUAGAUUUCGUUGAUCAAUCGGAUAACCACCAUGUGAUGCGGCCGAGGAGUGAGAGAUACGAUGAGUCGCCGUUUCGUUCGUACGAACAUUCACGAAAAACUUCGAGAAGAUCAACGCCGAUGAUCGAGAAACCAAGGCCGCCGAGGGAGUACGACCGCAGCAGCAGCCGGGCUUCUCCGUACUUGCCGAGGCACGGGACGCCGUUUAGAUCGAACAUCGUCGCUUCUACUCCGAUGAGAUCUAACAUGGUUGCAUCAAGUCCAAUACGGUCCACCGGAGUUAGAUCGACUCCUUUACGAUCCAACAUCGUCGGCUCGGCUCCGAUUCGAUCGAAUUACAUGGCCACGCCGAUGAAAUCACCUAUGCAGUUUGGUACACCGAUGAGAUCUAAUUUGGCAGGACGGCCGAUUUUAACGGAAUCGGAGUUAGGUCCGUCGCCUUCAGAAGUAGCGAAUAAGAUGGCGAAAGAGAGAUCACAAGCGAACGACACCGAGAGUUCAAUCCUCAGCGAAUGGAGCCUCGACGACGACAGCAACAUCGAAGGCCUGCGAUCGAAACUCGAGCGGUGGCGGACGGAGCUUCCGCCGCUUUACGAUCUCGGAUCGAGUCACCAAAGCAGCGAUGUAGGGAGCGCGAUUGUUCCCGCAUCGGCCAAUGGAGGCGGUGGAAAAAGCUCGAGACGGAAAACGCCGGCAGUGAAGAAGAAGCAUAACCGCCGUCACACUGAAGGAGGGAACGGCCUUUUCUCAUGUUUCAGUAAUAUCUGCGGCGUGGAAUGCACUUUCGUCUGUGGAGGCGGGUCGGAUCCUGACGGGUCAAAAAAGAAAAGUGGGUCCAAACGUCCACGCUUGGCCUCCGCUUAG